UCUCUAUGUCAAAUAUAUUAGAAAACUUUUACGUAUCGAAGGGCUAAUCAAAAUUUCAUUGUAACAUAUUAAUUAAAUUCCCACGGAGAAGUUGUUUUUUUAAAGCCUUGCACCUUCGAGAAGAAUAUAAUUUAACUAAUUGCUAGCAAACAAUGCCUAAUAUAAAAUUGCAAUCGUCGGACGAUGAAAUCUUCGAUACUGAUGUACAAAUUGCAAAAUGUUCGGGCACCAUUAAGACCAUGCUGGAAGAUUGUGGUAUGGAAGACGGAGAUAAUGCUGUUGUGCCUUUGCCUAAUGUAAAUUCGGCAAUAUUGCGUAAAGUAUUACAUUGGGCCAAUUUUCAUAAAGAUGAUCCACAGCCUACAGAAGAUGAUGAGAAUAAAGAAAAACGAACUGAUGACAUUUCAUCGUGGGAUGCUGAUUUUCUUAAAGUAGACCAAGGUACUUUAUUCGAAUUGAUAUUGGCUGCGAACUAUCUCGAUAUAAAGGGUUUGUUAGAUGUUACUUGCAAAACAGUAGCCAAUAUGAUUAAGGGCAAGACACCAGAAGAGAUACGUAAAACUUUUAAUAUUAAAAACGAUUUUACAGCUGCCGAAGAGGAGCAAGUACGUAAAGAAAACGAAUGGUGUGAAGAGAAGUAAAAUUUACUUUUAUUUGUUGCGGAUAUUGUAUUAAUAAAAUAAUAAGUCCUUUUUUUCCAAUUUGAAGCUUCAGAGUAAGUGAAUAUUAUACAUAAUCGGAGUUAAAUGUCGACCGGCAGUAUUUUUUGAACCUUACUAUUAAAACUGACUGUUGUACAUAAAAAUAAUCGCAUUACUUGGUUUUGAAAUAAAAGUAAUAUAAAUGCAAAAUAUUGAAAAAAGACAGGAAACCAUUUUCGGGUCCGAGCCACGAACACUACAUAACAUAAACAGUGCCAACUUGUGAGUUUUAGUCAGCCAUUAGGGGGAUUCUGGAGAAGCCCUUUUUCAAUUCCUUUUUGCUUAUAUGGGGAUACGUUAGAAAUUUCUAGCAGGCACCUUGGUCAUCCGGUUACACCAACGCCACGAAAAUGUAUUAACGAGACAUUCAAAUUGUUUUCACUUGUUAAGUCUUCAAAAACUGGUCGUUUUUGUUUUCCUGUACUGCCUAAUACUGUCUGAUCUGUUUUGCCCACUGUAUGGAAGUUUUAGUCUUACAAAAAUCAAUAUCUAGCGAACAGACAAAGCGAUUAAUAAUACUGAAUUAAAGCUUAAUACAAAUAAUUUCUGUAACGCCCAGUCAAAAAGUUCAGCAGGUGCGAUCGGGCCAUCCAUAAAGAAGAAAGUCCUUCGCAAUUAAUCUAUAUUUGGAAUAUACGUUUUUCUUUGCUUUGUGUUAAAACUUUUUAAAUAUAAUUUCUCCCUUUAAAGGUAAUAUUUAUUGUUCACAAAUAAAUACUAAGUAGAAAAUAAAGGAAACAAAUUAAAAAAAAAACAAGAAAAGAAGAGCCUGUAGCCUAGCGUAGCUUUGGUUGUUAGUGCUCAUCGUACUUUUAGUCUUAUAAUAUUUUUAAUAGUAAAAUAAAAAAAACAAAAAAAAUCAUUAUGGAAAUUUGUUUCAGUAUCUCUCUCGCGAUAUAAAGUGCUAGUGCUGCCAUCUUUAAGUUAGGAAUCGAGUUUCAAUAGACUUGGCCUUUAUUGGAUAAUUUGUCUGUUAACUUCGUUAAAAAUUCUUCAGUGGUGGUCGCUCUGCUGAGAUACCCCGCUUUUACGGGACAUCGAUGGUUUCCUAUUGCCACAUGAUAAUCUAU
Glossina fuscipes is the source of this 1771-nucleotide messenger RNA. Its product is annotated as S-phase kinase-associated protein 1-like. Lineage: Eukaryota; Metazoa; Arthropoda; Insecta; Diptera; Glossinidae. The record is from RefSeq and is a predicted model, not a curated record. Gene Ontology annotation, molecular function: cullin family protein binding. Gene Ontology annotation, cellular component: cytoplasm; nucleus. The transcript is spliced from 2 exons. The coding region runs from base 153 to 641 and encodes 162 amino acids. Gene Ontology annotation, biological process: SCF-dependent proteasomal ubiquitin-dependent protein catabolic process.